This is a messenger RNA of Python bivittatus (Burmese python), 1252 nucleotides long. It is a transcript of the gene TDG, whose product is annotated as thymine DNA glycosylase. Gene Ontology annotation, molecular function: pyrimidine-specific mismatch base pair DNA N-glycosylase activity; uracil DNA N-glycosylase activity. Lineage: Eukaryota; Metazoa; Chordata; Lepidosauria; Squamata; Pythonidae. Gene Ontology annotation, biological process: base-excision repair, AP site formation. Gene Ontology annotation, cellular component: nucleus. The record is from RefSeq and is a predicted model, not a curated record.
UCGGCUGGCCGGUCCCCGGCGUGCGGAGAGCGAGGGCGCGCGAGGCGGCGGAAGAUACUACACUCCUCUUCAACCAGCAUUUUAUCCCUUUUCAUAUAAUCAAACAAUGGCCGCAGCUCCUAAUCUGGAGAUGAUGAAUGAGCAAGAAGCUCUUCAGGGAGUUUUGGAUCCAAACAUUGUUCAGGAACCUAUUCAAGCAGCUGUUAAAGGAAGGAAAAGAAGAAAUAAAUCUACUGAACCCAAAAAAUCUGCUGCUAAACCUGUAAAAUCAAAAGGGAAACAGGAAAAAAUCACAGAUAGUUUCAAAGUCAAGAGAAAAGUUGAUCGGUUUAAUGGUGUUUCUGAAGCUGAACUAUUGACCAAAACUCUUCCUGAUAUACUGACCUUCAACUUGGACAUUGUAAUUAUUGGUAUAAAUCCAGGUUUAAUGGCAGCCUACAAAGGCCAUCAUUAUCCAGGACCUGGAAACCAUUUCUGGAAAUGCCUUUUUAUGUCUGGGCUAAGCACAGAACAAUUGAAUCAUAUGGAUGAUCAUACUUUGCCACAUAAAUAUGGGAUUGGAUUUACAAAUAUGGUGGAAAGGACAACACCAGGUAGCAAAGACCUUUCCAGCAAAGAAUUUCGGGAAGGAGGACGUAUUCUAGUGCAGAAAUUGCAGAAGUAUCAACCUAAAAUAGCUGUUUUUAAUGGAAAAUGUAUUUAUGACAUUUUUAGUAAAGAAGUUUUUGGAGUGAAAGUUAAAAAAUUAGAAUUUGGACUGCAGCCACAUAAGGUUCCAGAUACAGAAACACUUUGCUAUGUGAUGCCAUCAUCCAGUGCAAGAUGUGCUCAGUUUCCUCGUGCACAGGAUAAAGUUCAUUAUUAUAUAAAGCUCAAAGAAUUAAGGGAUCAAUUGAAGGGGGUUAUAUCAACUGCUGAGGUCCAGGAAGUGCAGUAUACAUUUGACUUACAGCUUGCACAAGAGGAAGCUAAGAAGAUGGCUGUCAAAGAAGAAAAAUAUGAUCCAGGAUAUGAAGCAGCCUAUGGAGGAGCUUAUGGUGAGAAAACAACCUCUGAGAAUGAACAGUGUACCUUCUCUGCAAAUGGAACAGCAACCAGCAUGGAGUACAGCAGUGGUUCUUCCUUUGGUGAUGUGCCUAAUGGACAGUGGAUGACGCAGACCUUCACAGAUCAGAUUCCUGAAUUUAACCUCUCAAGACCACAAGAAGAAGGAAGAGUCAGUACUUAGAAUCAACUCUAUGUGCUGCAGUAG